AAAUUUUUUUAUCCGAAAUUCGAAAAGUGUGUAAUGAAAUGGUUAAAAAGUAUUUCAAAAGUGCGAUGAAAACAAAUAUAUAUCAAAGCAUUCAAUUUUGAAAAAAUAAAUCUCAAAUUUGAUGGGUUUUUUUCUCGGCCAGAAUUAUAGUGCGUUAGCAACCCUAACGUGAGUUCUUCCUCUCAUUUUUCACUCAUUCCACAUGUUUAUUGUUGUUAUUUUCCGCAAUUUUCUUGAAUGGAGUGGCGUCUAGCCGGCAAAACGUGGGUGCUUAUUUAAACAUAUAACAAAAAAAAAAAAAAACAGAAAACUUAGUGUAUGUUAAAUAAAUUAAUGUAAAAAUAUAAAGUGCAAAAGACAAAGUGAGAAACAAUGCCUUACAUUUGCUUGCUACAAGAAGGCAAUGAAAGUCUGCCAAAACUUUUGGAGAAAGCGCAGCAAAAUGGUUAUGCGGUCAUAGCGGCUCAUAUAAACACCACCGAAAUCCCAUUCGAAUACCAGGAAACGCCCAUGUGUGACAAACAGGCAGAGUUCACAUAUCCAGACUUAGUAUUCCCUUCGGAUCACUGGAAUGGAAAAGUAAUAAAUGUACUCUCAGACACCAUAGACUGUGAUGCUGAAGACAUGGUUGUGCGCCGUAAUGCUGAAGAAGUGCUAAAACGUGAUAUUUCAUGGGCGGAACAUUUACAAUAUGGUGGUUAUACAAUGCUGCGUUUAAAAUCUGAACGUAAUCUUAAUAUGGCACGCAUUGCGUCAAGCAAUGUGAAGGGAUUGCUGCUCGUACAAGUGCCGUUGUAUAAUUCAAUGGAAGCUCAGGCUACCUGGCUGCGUGAUAUUGAUGAUGAAGAGUUGGAACGUAUUGGAGAACAAGAUACAUGGCAUUGGUGGAACAACUUUAGAUGGGCGGCUGAUUUCAAUCCUAAAAUAAAAGUGGUGCUCGAACUGAGCGAAAGCGACCGACCAUCCUUAGAAGUAGUACGUCGCUGGUUAGGAGAGCCAGUCGAAGCAGUUAUAGUGCCCUCAACCAUGUUCAUUUGCAAUCGUCAAAAUUAUCCCGUGCUGCCAAAAGCGUGGCAAGAGAUUUUAUCAUAUUUCAUGCGUGCACGCAUUAAUGUCAUUAUUUCGUCCGAUGUUCAUGAUAACAGUCUGAAACUAUACGCAGAGUACAUGCUACGUUUUCAAGAAAUACACGCUGAUACACACGAGUUGCAAGCUUUCGAAGAUGUGCUGGAAGAGCCACUACAACCUUUAUAUGACAAUUUGGAUUGCUACACAUAUGAGGUAUUCGAAAAAGAUCCGGCUAAAUAUAAGCUUUACCAAGAUGCUAUCGAGCAGGCGCUGCUUGACCGCGUUGCCGAUUCGGAAAAGAAACACAAAUUGACGGUUAUUAUGGUGUUGGGAGCAGGCCGCGGCCCACUAGUGCGCUCAGCACUUAAUGCAGCAGAAAAUACGGGACGUAAAGUGCGCGUCUACAUUAUAGAGAAAAAUCCCAAUGCAAUACGCACACUUACGGCCAUAGCAAAAAAAUUAUGGAGCCAUAAAGAUGUGCACAUUUUCUCCAAGGAUAUGCGUGAGUUCUCGCCACCCGAACCAGCCGAUAUUUUAGUAUCCGAAUUAUUGGGCUCAUUUGGUGAUAAUGAACUAUCACCAGAGUGCUUAGAUUGUGCACAAAAAUUACUAAAAGCCGAUGGCAUAAGCAUUCCCUGUAAAUCUACCUCAUUUAUAAAUCCGAUAAUGUCUUCGAAACUGCUAAAUGGUGUACGCCAAGUAUUGCGUCACGAAACACACGGCCGUCAAAAGCAAGCCACCUAUCAUACACAUGCUGAAAGCGGUUUUGUAGUGUUACUCAAAAAUAUUUUCAAUAUCGGUUUACCACAAGCGUUAUUUGAAUUUGUGCAUCCGAAUCCGCAAAAACCAAUUGAUAAUAGUCGCUUUAAAGCUUUACGCUUCGAAGUGACAAUAGAUUGUGUGCUCACGGGCAUUGCGGGCUACUUUGACACAACACUCUAUAAGGAUAUUCAGCUGAGCAUUAAUCCGCAAACACAUACGCCUGGCAUGUUUUCAUGGUUUCCAAUGUACUUCCCCUUCGCGGAACCCAUGGAUGUGAAGAAAGGCCAAACGAUUGAAAUUCAUUUUUGGCGUUGUGUUACAAAACAGAAAAUCUGGUAUGAAUGGUGUUUGGCUUCACCCUUUCGCACACAUAUACACAAUCAUGGCGGUCGUUCGUGCCCAAUCUACUGUACAUAGACACCUAAGUAGAUGGUUGUUAAAUAAGUAAUCUAAGCAAAAAAUAUUGACACCUAUAAUUUGAAAAAUUUAUAAUUUACAUGUUAAGUUGUUGAAAAUUAACAGUUAGUACUCGCUCAGAAAUGUUUGUAUUUUUUUUUUUACAGUUUAUGUUUUGCAUACUGCUCUUAUUCGAAAGCAUUUUUUUUUUCAAACUAAAACGCAAAGUUGUAAAAAUACUAUUUAAUUUUAUACUAAUCAAAGUUUGUUUUUCAUGAAAAAUUGUAUUUAAAUAUAUGCCAAGCAUAGCAUCCUUUUAGGCUAUUGUUCAAUAAAUUUUUACUAUUUGAAAAUAUACCGUUCGACAGUGUAGGCAUACAUACACAGCAUUCACAGGUUAAAAUAAAAAAAGUGCUAUAAGGGAAAUUGUAAA
Messenger RNA from Bactrocera oleae (olive fruit fly), 2659 nucleotides. It is a transcript of the gene csul, whose product is annotated as protein arginine N-methyltransferase 5. Gene Ontology annotation, biological process: regulation of DNA-templated transcription; peptidyl-arginine N-methylation. The record is from RefSeq and is a predicted model, not a curated record. Gene Ontology annotation, cellular component: nucleus; cytosol. Lineage: Eukaryota; Metazoa; Arthropoda; Insecta; Diptera; Tephritidae.